AUGUUUACUGUCGGCGCCGUCGAUGAUAGCAAUCUUGUCGACAACAAAACAACAACUCUGGUGCCGACAACUACUACUACUGUCAUCGAUGAUGACUACAAUGACAACGACGACUCGGAAGAUGACAUCAAUGGUAACAACAACAACAACAACAGCACCACCGAUGCUGAGACCAUCAUCACCGGUGAUGAUGAGGACAACAAUGAAGAAUCAGAAUUUCGCGAACCACGAGAUCCGUCAGAAUUUAUGGACUAUUUCGAUGAUCUAAUGGGUCGGACACGUGUCCGACUCGAAGAACUAUUUGAACAAUAUAUGCCACAACUGAUACAAAUGAGUUCAACAGUCCAACUGUCCCCACAGUGUACAUUGGAUGCCAUUAGGAUACUUAUGGGACUAAGAAAAUUGCAGCCCUGGGCUAUCAAAAUGUUGGACUCGAGCGGCAAAGUUCCCGACGGUAUACUCGGCGGAACACUGACAGCGUUGGGCUCUUACGAUGAUUGUCUGGAGUCCCGAAUCGGCGACGACCAGACCGAUACCGACAACACCAAAGGCCAGUACUGUGCCAUAAAUGUUAGGCCAUAUUUGCCACCAAAACCGCCGCUUCAUUUGCUUGAGAAGGAGUUCAACGACGCCGCCGAUGCCAAAGGUUUUGCUAAGGAACACCAUUUCGCGCGAAUCGCACCGUUAUUCUACUAUUUGCGACUCCGGUUGGGUAUCUGUGUGCCGGCCAGCUGUCAGAUGACUGAUAUGGAUCUCAUAACCAAAAGAAUAUCUUAUAGAUUUCGGGUCAACGUUUCCGUACAACAUUGCGAUAUCAAACCCGAAUCGUUUGCCAUCGAAAGCGACCAAUACGGGCCACUGGCAGUCAUAGCCGGGUUGCUAAUAGUCAUAGCCAGUGCCACAAUCUACGAUACAAUGGUUGGUGGUGAUGGAUAUGAUAGCAGUGGCCAAACAACAACAUUGUCUUCAUCGUCGACAACCACAACUGUCGUCUACAAAAUACGCAAAUUUCUGGCCAAUUGUUUCCUAACGUUUUCGGUACGACUGAACAGUUCAAUCAUUAUGUCCACUGCCACUACCAACGUAUCGGCCAAUCAUCAUAUCAGACCGUUAAACGGCUUGCGAGUGAUUAGUCUGGUUUGGAUAAUGAUAGCCCACACCUAUAUGACACUUGACUAUCGGGCCACCGGUCGACUGAUUACAACCAAAGAGCUGCCAAAAGGACUGAUAUUUCAGACAAUACUGAACGCUUCGCUGGCCAUCGAAACCUUUUUCUUCCUGAGCGGACUACUGGUCACUUAUAACUGUAUUAUACGUAUGAAUCAAUCAAACCGUUAUUGGCGUCUAACCGAUUGGCUAGUCUUCUAUAUACACCGUUAUAUUAGGCUAACUCCAGAAUCAUCGGGGGUGGCUAUAAAAAAAAUUUAUAAAACAGCAAUUAUGCUAUUGAUAGUCAUAUUCCUGUUUGGCUACCGUCUGGGCAAUGGUCCCCUUUGGCAGGAACUCAUAUAUCCGACUGCACAUAAAUGCCGGGACAAUUGGUGGACACAUUUACUAUAUAUUAGCAAUUUUAUUAAUGGCAAAGAUAUGUGUUUUCUACAUUUAUGGUACAUUGCAGCCGAUAUGCAGCUAUUUAUACUUACGCCAAUAUUUUUGGCUAUUUUGCACAGACACGCCUACCUGGGACAAUUGUUACUAAUUAUAUCAAUUGUCUUAUCAAUCCUAUCAUCAGGAAUUAUAACCUACAUAGAGGACUUACCGCCUACACUGUUAUUUAAUAAUCCGGAUCCAUCUGCUCGACGACUAUAUGGCAAUCUAUUAUUUGUUAAACCCUAUCCGCACGCCGCCCCCUAUGUAGUGGGAAUGUUGACCGGCUAUCUACUCUACCAGUACUCCCAUAUCAAACUGUCCCUAAAAGUCAAAUCAAUUGGCUGGCUAUUGGCUACAAUGGUCGUAGUGUUGGAAAUAUUUGGCACUUGGAUCUGGAACAGUGGCCACUCGGAACCAACCAGAUUGGUGUCGACACUCUAUGCCGGCCUAUCCAGGACUCUAUGGGCACUGGCUAUGGCCUGGAUUAUAGUUGCCUGUCAUAAUGGGUUUGGAGGUACAUUAAAUUCAAUACUGAGUGCAUCAAUGUUUGUGCCAUUAAGUAGACUAUCAUAUGUUGCUUAUUUAAUACAUCCGGGAAUGAUGUAUGUGUUUAUUGCCAGCACUCGUAAUGUCUACGCUUUUAGCCAUUAUUUUGUGAUACAAUUAUUUUUCUCACAUUUGACCACUACAUACAUUGUGUCAUAUCUGUUAGCACUGGUCAUUGAAUAUCCGUUUGUAUCGUUGGAGACUAUAGUCUAUAAAAAGUUAUUUAGCAACACCAGCACCGGUAGCUACAGUAGCAGUACUAGUAGUAGUAUCAGCCAUAAUAAUAAGCCACGGCUGUAUGCCGUAACCAGUGUCGAUUCGACGGCCAGUGGCCAAUAUUUUAUUAGCAACAAUAGUGGCCAACAAGACAACAAUGAAAACAACGAUAGACCUCAUAAUAGGCAACAAUUUUUUGGCGAUAAAUACAUUAAUACAUUGACAUCUAAAGUAAAGUAA
Molecule: messenger RNA, 2592 nt
Organism: Oppia nitens
Lineage: Eukaryota; Metazoa; Arthropoda; Arachnida; Sarcoptiformes; Oppiidae
Product: nose resistant to fluoxetine protein 6-like
Exons: 14
Coding region: 1-2592 (863 amino acids)
Molecular function (GO): acyltransferase activity, transferring groups other than amino-acyl groups
Source: RefSeq, a predicted model, not a curated record